Pygocentrus nattereri (red-bellied piranha) is the source of this 1975-nucleotide messenger RNA. RefSeq lists its product as uncharacterized. NCBI's taxonomy places the organism in Eukaryota, Metazoa, Chordata, Actinopteri, Characiformes, Serrasalmidae. Bases 1 to 1755 code for a protein of 584 amino acids. The transcript is spliced from 10 exons. The record is from RefSeq and is a predicted model, not a curated record.
AUGGCCGACACCAGCAUGCGAGUCAGUGGGGGAGCUGUCAGAUUUGGGGCCACCUAUGGCGGCAACCGUCUGUUCUCCGGGGCGAGGGGUGCUGGAGGCUCUAGCGCAGCCCUGUCACGCUCGCUGGGUUUGGCUAGGGGAGCCGGAGCUGGCCUUGGCCUAGGUGGAGGGCUUGGUUUGGGUCUAGGAUUGGGUGGAGGCUUGGGGCUUGGCGCUGGUGCUGCUGGAGCCGGUUUUGGCCUGGGUGGUGGUUUGGGCCUGGCUGCUGCUGGGGGUGCCAGAGCAGCGGGCUUCAGAGCAGGUGUGGCCCCACUGAGGGCUCGCCUAGGUGGCCGUGUCUUCAAGAUCGGAGGCUAUGGCUUCAACCCAUCAUUCCUCAGCUCCACCACCACAAUAGAUGCAGGUGUCAGUCCGGUGCCAAGCAUUGACCCCACACUGCCAUCCAUGGACACUGUGCAGGUCACCCGCAUGAAAGAAAAAGAAGAGCUUCAAGCCCUCAAUGACAAAUUUGCCUCAUUCAUCGAUAAGGCUCGGUCCCUGGAGCAGCACAACGCUGUUCUGAAAGCCAAGAUAUCCAUGUUCACCAACCCAGAGCAGGGUGGCCCCGCCAGCACCUCCAUCCUGCUUACCUCAGCAAUCGGAACCUACAAAUCCCAGAUUGACAGCCUCACUGCCACCAAAGAGGCCAUCAUUGCUGAGAUUGAGCACUACAAAGGCAUCAUUGAUGAUGUACAAGCCAGAUAUGAAGAGGAGACAGCUCAGACCAAAUCUCUAGAGAUGGACUGGACCACAUUAAAAGAGGAAGUGGACAACCUGUAUCUUGCCAUUUUUGAGCUCCAAACCAACAUUAGUGGCCUGGAAGAUCAGAUUACUCUGUCCAAGCAGGUGUAUGAUGCUAAAGUGACGGAGGUGAGGAACAUUGUGACUGGCAGUGUGAAAUCAGCGGUCUCCAUCUCAGUAGACAACGCAGCUCAAGCCCAGGACCUGACGUCUGCCCUGACUGAAGUUAAAGCCCACUAUGAAACUCUGGCUCAACGCAGCAAGCAGGAUGCCCUCCUCUCCGUGCAGGACAGUCUCUCCAUGAUGACCGUAUCAUCCCAGCCCAGUACUCAGUCCCUCACUGCAGCCAAAGAGGAGCUGCGAGUCUACAAGCUGCAGAUCGACUCAGUGCAGAGAGAGAUUGACCGGCUCAAAUCACUGAAUGUCCAGCUGGAGUCUCAGGUGGACGAAGCUGAAUCUCACACAAACACCCACACUGAGACAUACCAGGAACAAGUGGUCGCCCUCAAGUCCCAGCUUGAUGACCUCAGAAAGCAAAUCACACAUUAUGGACAAGAAUACCAGGAACUCCUGGCCAGCAAAAUGUCUCUAGAUGUUGAGAUUACAGCCUACAAGAAACUCCUGGACAGUGAGGAAAACAGGCUGAAGUCUGGAGGAGGUGUCACAGUUCACAUGUCUAAGACAACAGUAGGAGGAGGAGCAGGUGGUGCUGGAGCUUUAGCCCUGGCUGCAGGAGCAGGAGGUCUGGGAGGAGGUGCAGGCCUCGGUUUGGGAGGAGGAUAUGGUCUUGGCCUGGGCCUGGGUGGGGGUCUAGGAGGAGGUCUGGGAGGAGGUCUGGGAGGAGGUCUGGGAGGAGGUCUGGGAGGUCUUGGAGUGGGACUGGGAGGAGGGUUCGGUGGAGGAUUUGGAGCAGGUGGGAGCAGCUACAUGUCUUCCAGCCUGAGCAGCAGUGCACUCUCUUCCAGUGUUUACUGAAGAAAAACAGUCAUCCUGCCUCUUUGCUCCACUGAAUAGCACUGCAUCACCAUACCAGUGACAACGAGGGAACAAGCUACACAGAACACAGAGAACAUUUGCCCAGUUAUUGCUUCCUAAAAGAAAUCAGUUUGAGAAGCGUUUGCAUUUUUAUGUGGCUCCAGAUUCAAGACCUCUGUAAUAUUGUAAGAUUCUAUAAAAUAUUAUACUUCCAGAUUCA